Molecule: messenger RNA, 2059 nt
Organism: Cucurbita moschata (crookneck pumpkin)
Lineage: Eukaryota; Viridiplantae; Streptophyta; Magnoliopsida; Cucurbitales; Cucurbitaceae
Exons: 2
Coding region: 136-1803 (555 amino acids)
Source: RefSeq, a predicted model, not a curated record
UAAACUUGGUCUUCCCUCUUAUGUCUCGGCAUAGGACACGAAAAAUGGUGACCCAUUUCGUAUUUCAUUCCCAUUCUCUCGAUUUCUUGUAGAUCCAUAAUUCCAACACAUUCAACGCUUCCCCCAUUUCGAAUCAUGGGUGUUUUGGGCGAUUCUCUGUGUUUCUGCAAAGGGGUCGGCAAGUCCGAGAGAAUCAAGGCUGCCAUUUUUUCCGGUAAAGCCCCUGCCAUGGCUCGUAUCUCCCUCCCCGCCGCUGCAAAUGGGGUCUCCGGCACCGCUUUUUUGAUCCAUCGGAGCCUUCUUUUGACCACCCAUAUCAAUCUUCCUUCAGUUUCUGCUGCUGAGACUUGCGAGAUCCGCCUCCAAAACGGUGUCGCUGCCAGCCUUGUUCCUCACAGGUUUUUCAUUACAAGUUCUGUUUUGGAUCUUACAAUAGUGGGAUUAGAUGCAGUGGAUGGAGACUCCAACUCUCAGCAGCUUCAACACUUGAAGAUAUGUUCUAAACCAAAUCUUGAUCUCGGAAACUCCGUUUAUCUCCUGGGAUAUUCCGAGAAGGACGAGUUAAUCAUUAGUGAGGGCAAGGUGGUUAUAGCCACUGAUAACCUUAUAAAGUUGUCGACUGACGGGGUAACAUGGAGUCCUGGUUCUGCUGGAUUUGAUGCACAAGGUAACCUUGCAUUUAUGGUAUGCGAUCCUAUGAAACUAGCCACGUCUCCAAAUACCAAAUCAUCGUCGACUUCUUCGUCGACUUCAUCGUCUUGGAAGAAGGAUCUUCCUAUGCAAUUCGGGAUUCCUCUGCCAAUCGUUUGCGAUUGGUUAAACCAACAUUGGGAAGGUAGUCUUGAUGAACUUAACAAACCAAAGCCACAACUCAUAAGAUUGAUGUCUUCAGGACAAAAGAGUGAGCAUUCUUCAUCCUUCUCAUUGAGGCAAGUUUUUAAGCCAAUGGAGGUGAAUGAUGAGGAAACACCUUCACCAUCAAAUAUAGUCUCAAAAACCAGGGACGUGGCUGGACCAAGCUAUUCCGCUACGUCGAACACCAUCAAGGAAGAGGCUCCAAUAACUAACCUACAUGUGAAUCAUGCACAAGGAAUUCCUACUCCUGAAAUAUACGAAUCACCAAAGCUGAUUGCAGUUCCUGUUCGAAAAAAGGAAAUUACGCCAACACAGCUUCUGGAUAUCAACUUUCCUCCAAGAGUUUCCACUGCUGUGAUUACUCCGCAUCCUACCAGACCAACCCGACUCAGCUCUGAUGAAAAUUCGACAAAGGAUGUUUCUCAACAGAACCAAUUGAGACAAGACAAAACCAUGAACAGAAAACUUGUCAAUCCUGUCGAAAACGGAGAAGAUAGAGAAGAGGUUGCCUCAACAAAUUCUGUAAAUGGAGCGUUAAGUGAAGUUCAGUCUUGUUCAUCUCCCAUGGAAGCUUCAGCGGUGCAGGACGAGUAUAGCAGCGAGGGAGAGAUGACAAUGUACUCUGCAGAAACUGCAGAGAGCCGAAACUAUACAAGUCCUAGAGAAGGGAAGUUUCAACAGGUUGGAAGGAGUCAGAGUUGUGUAAACUACAAUAGAUGGGGAUCAGUCCAAAGAAAUCCAAUGGCUCGCCAGACAAUGCUAGAGAAUCAAAAAAGUUAUAAAAGUGGAAGGAAUAUGCAUUCUCAAGGGGCUGGAUCUUACCGGAGCAAUGACUACUACGGCCCGACAGUCUCCUCGAUCAUGAAGAAGCGAAACAGCUCGGAACAAGUUAACAGACCAAGGCAAAGCUCUGCUGCUGGUCACUCGUCCCCGAGAUGGAUGUUCUGAUAGAAUGAUCAUUCCACACACACAAACAAAGGAAGAAUAGGGAACAAAUAUUAAGGUCUGUCAGUGUAUUUGAUUCCCCUUUUAUUUAAACUUAGAUACGGCUUAGUCAUUUCUUCACUUGUGCAGAGACCAAUUUUCCAUCUACAUUCUUUAUUGUGAUUGUAAAAAUUAAACUAUUGUGACUUAAUUCUUGUUUUGGGGGGAUAAAAGAGUAAAGAACAGAAGAACCAGAUGAAAAAAUGUCUGGAAUUAGUGA